GCAGGAAGUGCGGAGGGUGGCAGCCUUUUUUCACUUUUGAAAUUGCCGUCGACGUCGACGACAGAAAGGAUGGACUACCGCAAAUCCAAGCACACGAUCAUCCUUGUGCAGUACACGGAGGACCCGAACUCCCGCACGUACCUCGACUUCGAGUCCGUGAACAGCGCCAUGGACGGCGUGGUCAAGAUGUACGAAGCCAAGCUCAAGCAGCUCAACCCCAACCGACGCAACAUUACGUAUGACAUUCAAGACCUGUACAACUACAUUGACUCCCUCGCCGACCUGAGCACCCUUGUGCUGGAUUUGGAAACGCGAACAUACCUUCCCUGUGGCAAGGAAUGGAUGAAGAAGAAGAUCUUCCAAGUACUCCGAAACCAAGCCCAAUAAACCAGCGUGUAUAUUCAAUUUUGAUCUCUCUACAUUGUAUCCAUCGUAGACUUCUUGCGCAAUGACAGAUUAAGCGUAUCUGAUGGAUGUCGUCGCUCCGCUUCCUCGAAAUCGAUUUCUGGCCGUCGCAGCAAUGUCCCUUCAUAGACAUUGAUGUGAUUGAAAUGAUAGCUCUCAAGGAGCUUCAUCUACACCAUUCGCGAAGGUCAUGCUGAUAGCAUCGUCCAUUGCGUCCCGCAUCGCUCGUUACAUAUUUUGCUGCUUUCGUGAAAAAUAGAAAUAUAUUGCGGGAAAAUAUUGAUGUGUAUACGGA
Molecule: messenger RNA, 700 nt
Organism: Aphanomyces astaci
Lineage: Eukaryota; Oomycota; Saprolegniomycetes; Saprolegniales; Verrucalvaceae
Exons: 2
Coding region: 70-387 (105 amino acids)
Source: RefSeq, a predicted model, not a curated record